AUGCAGAAUAAAAGAAUCUUAUCAGAAAAUAGCGCCUCAGGUAGUAUUGGAAGUUCAACUGGUAGAAGUUUGAAUCACAGUCAGCAUCUGUCUACUGUCAAUCCAUGGGCGGAAGAGGAUGCUGUUGGAAUUGACCUCACUGAUAUCACCUAUGAUGCAAGUAGAGAAACUGAGGGUCCAAGUAGUCAUAAUGAGAAUGGAGUUGCUGAGGCCAUCCCUGAUGCAACUAGCAAUGAACAAUUUACAAUUGCAGAAAAUUAUGAAGAGUUCCUGGAUCGACAGAUAAUUUUACUCAAAACAAAAGUGGCCAAUACAGAUACUGAAAAUACCAGCAGUUCACCUAGUGGAUGGCAAAGAAAGAAAAUUGAAAGAAAACAAAAGCCAUUCGUAUUGAAGUUUUAUUAUUUUGAAACAAGAAUGUUGUCUAUUUCAGGACUGAAAAACUGGAAUGAACCACUAAGGAUCGAAAAAUUGAAAAUAUGGGAAAGUAAUGGCAAAGCUGUGGCAUUUGCACCACAUUUGAGCAGGAAAAUCAAAUACGGAAAUGAUCCAUUAUUUCAAAUAAUAUGCCAAGACUCUAACAAUGAUAACUUUGCUAAGUUAAUCACCAUACUGUUUGCUUUUGUGCACACUAUAAACCGACACAUAGAAUCACUUGAGGAUAGAUUAUUUAAUUUAAGGAAUGCAAAUAGCGGGAAGUGGCUAAUAUUCCUAAGAACAUUUCAAAAUUUUAUUAUAUUGCAAAAUAAUAUAAGCAACUUAAACAAAGUAAUAGAGGAGAAUUUUUUGAUUUGGGCGAAAAUCUUGCAACUGGAAAAUUUUAAAAUUGAAAGACAUCAUUUAAAUUCUAGCUGGUAUACACAAAUUAACAACAGAUUGGAAUACCAGAAAAGGAGAGUAGAUACGUUGAAUAAAAAUCUCGAAACUUUGCGGAAGAAAUUCAAAAGCAAUUCCUUAUAUAUACCAUUUUUCGGAAUCAAACACUAUCCAUCAAGUGUUGGAUUACUAACAACAUUCAUAACAAUGUUGUCAGUUUAUUCGUAA
Molecule: messenger RNA, 1044 nt
Organism: Tetrapisispora phaffii CBS 4417
Lineage: Eukaryota; Fungi; Ascomycota; Saccharomycetes; Saccharomycetales; Saccharomycetaceae
Exons: 1
Coding region: 1-1044 (347 amino acids)
Source: RefSeq, a predicted model, not a curated record